Messenger RNA from Amphiprion ocellaris (clown anemonefish), 2674 nucleotides. RefSeq names its product CD81 antigen-like. Gene Ontology annotation, cellular component: membrane. Lineage: Eukaryota; Metazoa; Chordata; Actinopteri; Pomacentridae. The coding region runs from base 116 to 835 and encodes 239 amino acids. The record is from RefSeq and is a predicted model, not a curated record. The transcript is spliced from 8 exons.
GAGCUGGGUGUUGCCUCUGAGCUCCAGUCAGGGUCUCCAGUUGAGACAGAACAGUCCGCCGCUCGCCCGCCGCCGUCCUCUCUCCUCUACACCGACGACACGUCUACCGAGCACCAUGGGAGUCGAAGGCUGCACCAAAUGCAUCAAGUAUAUGCUCUUCUUCUUCAACUUCAUCUUCUGGCUGGCAGGAGGUGUAAUCCUGGGUGUGGCCCUGUGGCUGAGACAUGACCACAAGAUCAGCAGCCUGCUGGAGCUUAAAUUAGAUGAAGCCCAUGCCCCCAGCACCUUCUACAUCAGUGUCCACAUUCUGAUUGCUGUCGGUGCAGUGAUGAUGGUUGUCGGUUUCCUUGGGUGCUAUGGUGCCAUUCAGGAGUCCCAGUGUCUACUGGGAACGUUCUUUGCCUGCUUGGUCAUCCUGUUCGCCUGUGAAGUUGCAGCUGGCAUCUGGGGCUACAUGCACAAAGACACUGUUUCGAAGGAGAUGAUAAACUUCUAUGACUCCGUCUAUGACAAGGCGGUGACACAGAGCCUCACUGACCAGAACCAAAAGAAGACUGUCGCCUCUGUACUCAAGGUCUUCCAUGAGACGCUGAACUGCUGCGGUAAAGGCCAGGGGACUUCUAUUCUGACGCAAUUCACAGACAAGCUUGGUCUGACGGACAUCUGCCCCAGCCAAGGAUAUUCAAUUAGUUGCCACAGCAGGAUCCAGGAAUUGUUCUCAGACAAGAUUUACUUGAUUGGUAUUGCUGCUCUGGUGGUUGCAGUUAUUAUGAUCUUUGAGAUGAUUUUCAGCAUGGUGUUGUGCUGCGGGAUCCGCAACAGCCCUGUGUACUGAAGCAAUGGGCUGCCAGGAGACUUGAUAAGAAAGGAAGAACGAUCACACUAUCUCCCUUUUUUCUUUUAUAACCAGGAAAUGUCACAUAUAUAAUUGCUUGCUGGAUUUAGUCAGCUCUUUAAGACAGUGUAAACCUUCUUCCAUUGAGCAUUUUAUCACACUGUCGAUGAAUUUUUGUUAGUCACAGAUACUGUUAUGCAUUUUAGACCAGAGCUAUCCUUACAUGAUAUGUAGAUAUUGUAUCACACUAUCACACAUCAAUUACAUUCACCAGUCAAGGUGCUGUAAUCCUUUAGUGAUUGAUUAGUUGUUUACUGCUUUUUGCCUAUGAACCUGCCCUUAUAUUCUUGGUUUUAUGGAUGUUAUUUCACUGUUUUAUGUAUAAACUGUAUAUAAAUAUAUGUUGACAGUGCUUUAUGUCUGCCUGAGCAUGGAUAUUAUAUUACAUUAGAUCUUCCUCCAGUAUUUUCCUGUAUUCUCUGCUCGUUAGACUUGCUCCAUAUUGAACCAGAUGAGUAUGACCAGCACUAGUGAAGCACUGGGGUUGGCCUCACCGCAUAGAGACACACACAAACACACUUUGUUGUCUUAUAUUGUUUUGGUUCACAUUCAUAUCGCUGUGUGAUGUCUGCUGGAAUUGAACCAGUUAAUCUGGAAGCUGGAACCAAAGUCAGUGACCUGAUGUCUGACUAUGUGGUUAUUUUUUUAAAAAUAUUUUUACUUUUUUUUUUUUAUUAUUUUGUUGUUGUUCAUCAGGCGUCCAAAACGUUUAUGUCUGUGCACUUAUUUUAGGAUCAUCUUUCCCAAAUCAGAUGACUUUCAUUCAAAUAUAUGUAUGUAUGCCUUUAACUGUAAAUGUAGUGGUCAUUUAUGCAUCCAUGUAUGAAUCAUGUGCUUUUUCAUACAAACGUGUUGACUGUACUCGUAUCAAGCCAAUUGUCCCUAGUUGCUCAACCCUGUAGGGAAUUGCUUUUUUGCUGAAGUAAGACGGAAUUGCAUCCUAUAGCAAAUGAAGAGGAGAAAGAGCUUUGGUUUAGUGUUCUGAAUCUAGGCUGCCCUGCCUGGUUGAGUCUAGUUCUGUCUUAUCUGGCAUGGUUAUGUCAUUGUUGUUGUACUGUUCCUCCGGCUUCACAGCAUAUUAGCUCUCAUCACCUUUCAUGUAAUAACUGUUCAUCGUGCAGGGUCAGAACAGGUCCAGUGUGGUUUUAUUGUACCAUUUGGCCUCUGUUCUGAUUCUGUUCAUACUAAAUCCAGUCGCCACUGAUACAUGUAACUGCACAGCACUAACUCAUCACACAUCAACAUGCACUCACAUUAAAUCAUUGCAUCCUGUGUAACCUUCCAUAUAACCUUAGCUUUUGUCAACCAAUUAAGACCUUGCCUUGUUUACAACUCACACUUAAACUGAGAAACAGUUAAAGUGUCGUACAGCUCUCAUGUAUUGUACUAAUGAAAAUAAUGAAGGUUGUAGAAAAAUAAUGUACUCGAAUGCCUUUUUUCUCUUUGUAUUGUGAUAUCUGUGUGUGUGGUACGUCAUCAAAGGAGUCUGGAUAGAAAGGGUGGAAGAUUUAGUGGCAGUGCCAGCUGAGAGGAAGCUAAACCCUUCUACAAAUCAGCUAAUUGCUCCCUAAAUCAUUCAAAUCAUGCAUGACAACACGCAUCAGUCCAGUAUUGAGGGACGACUUAAUGUUUCCUUGACAGUGUUGUUCAUAUUGCUGUCUUUUGAAUUUGGAAACUGCCACUCAGGACCCACUGCCACUUCAAUCUUAACCCUUCUACUCAUGUAGACUUUGGUUUGCCCAAGUAUAAAGGGAUUAAAUGUAUUUUACAAAUAACUAA